Candidula unifasciata is the source of this 1104-nucleotide messenger RNA. The record is from the annotation of a GenBank genome assembly. NCBI's taxonomy places the organism in Eukaryota, Metazoa, Mollusca, Gastropoda, Stylommatophora, Geomitridae.
AUGGGGGGAACAAAGUGUAUCGACUUUACUCAAGGAACUAACAUUCAGUCUCCCAGCAUGUUGAUCGACGACAGUGCUGAGAACAUUAUCAUUGACGUUUUGUACAUCGGUGCAGGGUUUUGUAUAUCUUUGUUUGGAAUUAUCGCCAACACUAUCAACAUCAUCGUUUACCUGAACCGUGGAGUCAAAGACAGCCCUACGGUUCAGUUCUUAUCUUUAUCUGUAUCGGACUGCGUAUUUUCCGUACUAGUUCUCAUGUCUUCCGUGGGGUAUUUCUUCAUUAAAAUCAAAUCUAAGUCCACGAUACUGGAUCCAACUAUAUUUUCUCACUUUGUGUCUGCUUCAAGGGAAAAGGCAUAUUCCAUAUCAGUUCUCAUUAUUUUUGUGAUGUCCCUCGAGAGAUCCUUCUGUGUGGCUUACCCUUUCACUAUAAAAUUAAUUUUUACUAAGUCUCGUUCCAUUGUCACCAUUACCUUCCUUACUGUUAUCUUAACAGCAGCGUUGAUCCCCGAGUAUUUAAACAAUAGAUUAGAGUGGGUCUACGACACAAAUCUAAACUCAUCCCAUUUGGUAUACUGGUCUUCUAGGGAAGCAACCACUUUAGAUGUGUUGAGGAAUACUAUUUUUGCUGCUGUGUUGCCCAUUGUGUCCGGUGUCUCUGCUACAGUGUGUACCAUAUAUAUGAUAUCAGCAGUAAAAGCAUCCAACAAAUUUCGUCAGUUUGCAGUUACUGGUAAACGCCUGGACACUUCUCUGAAAGACACGAGCCUUUCAGAAAUAGUACAAGCGCAAAAAACAAAAACCAAGAAACUAACAAAGGAGACAAGGAUAACAAGAACGGUGAUUGCAGUUAAUAUUAUUUUUAUAUUGUGUAAUUUACCCAAGUCUACUAUGGUUGCGUCUUCCGUGGCAAAUCUGUACAUCCCAGAAUUUAGUCUCUUCGUUAAAGGCAAAUACCAAAAUCUUGUUUCAGUACUGAUCACGAUAACAUUUAUGUUCGAGGCUAUUAAUGGCGCUAGUACCUUUAUUGUUUAUUAUACUAUGAACACAACGUUUAAAACGACAGUUAAGCAGAUAUUGUGCAAAUGUUUUGAUGUUAAUUAG